Messenger RNA from Trematomus bernacchii (emerald rockcod), 479 nucleotides. Its product is annotated as dynein intermediate chain 2, axonemal-like. The record is from RefSeq and is a predicted model, not a curated record. Gene Ontology annotation, molecular function: dynein heavy chain binding; dynein light chain binding. Gene Ontology annotation, biological process: cilium movement; outer dynein arm assembly. NCBI's taxonomy places the organism in Eukaryota, Metazoa, Chordata, Actinopteri, Perciformes, Nototheniidae. Gene Ontology annotation, cellular component: outer dynein arm.
GUGUGUGACGAGGCUCUGUACAGUCUGCGUAUCCAGGACAACGGGCGGUUGUUGGCGUGUGGCAGUGAAGGGGGCGGAGCCUCUCUGCUGGAGCUGAGCAGCGGCCUGAGGACCAAUCAGAGCAACGACAAGAACCUGCUGGCUGCUAUGCUGGAGCGGGAGACCAAGAGGGAGAGAGUUCUGGAGGCCCGGCAGAGGGAGGUGCGUCUGAAGGAGAAGAGCCGCUCUGAGGAGGAGGGGGGGGGGGUCCGUCUGAAGGAGAAGAGCCGCUCUGAGGAGGAGGGGGGGGGGGCAGGACGGAGAGGAGAGUCCUGAACAGCUGAUCAGCCGGGCGGAGACACACUUCUACAGCCUCACCGAGAGGGGGGGGGAGAAAGACGUCUGUGAAGAAAAGGAGGAGAAGGAAGACUAAAAAUAUAUUCAUUCAAAAUGUCAUUUGUUUUAAUGUUCAAUAACGAAAUAAAGAGUGAGGUUCAAAA